Molecule: messenger RNA, 1612 nt
Organism: Aricia agestis (brown argus)
Lineage: Eukaryota; Metazoa; Arthropoda; Insecta; Lepidoptera; Lycaenidae
Product: facilitated trehalose transporter Tret1-like
Exons: 8
Coding region: 188-1612 (474 amino acids)
Biological process (GO): transmembrane transport
Cellular component (GO): membrane
Molecular function (GO): transmembrane transporter activity
Source: RefSeq, a predicted model, not a curated record
GUUUUCAUUCAUUUGUCACGAGCGGUUUAGUGUUGGGUUAGCAUGGUUAGAUUUUGUCUACCAAUCAUACCAGACAAGCAUGAUUAUUAUCGAGUGUCAAAGUAAUUUGAUAAAUGACAAUACGAACGGUUUAUUAUUGGCGUCAAAGAGAAUAUAAUCACUUGAUUGGCGUGAAAUUGGCUUGAAAAUGUCGCAGCCAGCUAAAAGAACGGUGCAAUAUUUGGCGGGAUUAUGCGUGUCCUUUGCGUUUUCGUUUACCGGCGCUACGUUAUGUUGGGCUUCUCCUGCCAUUCCCAAGCUUAAAAGUGGUGAAGCCAACUUAUUGAUAACUGAUUCUCAAAUCUCUUGGGCAGUAUCCUUGGCGCAUCUCGGUGCCCUCCCUGGUUGCUACGUCGGCAAAAUACUGAGUGAGCGCGUGGGACGAAAACGCACCGUGUUUUAUUCCGCAGUACCGGGAUUUAUUGGAUCGGGCGUUAUACUAUGGACAUCAUCGCCGGAAGUAUUGUGUGCCGCCAGAUUUCUAGUCGGGAUUGGCAUCGGAAUUACCGCAGUGGUCACAAUGAUAUAUCUGACAGAGAUAGCAGAUAAGGAGAUCAGAGGGGCCCUGGGUAUGCUGGUCCAAGUGAUGAUUAAUCUCGGAGGCCUAGCGGUGUACGGCCUGGGACCGUUUGUGUCUUACACCGCUCUCAACUCUAUGGUCCUUUUCAUCUCCGUCUUCUAUGCGGUGAUAUGUCUAUGGGUGCCGGAGUCACCUUACUACCACCUGACAAACGACGAUGUUGAUGCUGCGAGAAAAAGUCUCAAGUUUAUCAAGGGGAGCACCGAUGAUAAGUGGGUUGACGAGCAGCUGGAGUCGAUGCGAGUCCACGUGUCAGAGAGCAUGGCGCACAAGACCACGGUGAAGGAGCUGCUCACCAACACCAGGUAUAGGAAGAACCUCUACAUAGUCGCAGGGUUGAAGAUCAUGCAAUACAUGACCGGUAGCCUUGUGAUCCAGUCCUACUUGGAGAUGAUAUUCAAGCAGAGCGCGUCCAUAUCGCGCCAGCACGCCAGCAUCGUGUACGGAUUUGUGCAGCUAGCGACAGGAAUCUGCGCGACUUUCAUCACGGACCGCUUUGGCCGGCGACAGCUCAUGUUAUGCUCCAGUUUCGGAGUAGCCGUCUCCUUGACUGUAAUCGGGACAUACUUCUUCCUGCAGGACAACAUCCAAGUUAGCCCGGGGACAUUGGCUUCUAUAUCCGCCAUGCCUCUUGUUGGCGUACUCAGCUUCAAUGUCCUAUACGCUACAGGCCUAGGAAACAUUCCUUACAUCAUGCAAGCCGAACUAUUCCCAAUAAACGUAAAACUGGCCGCGUCUAGCUUAGCGACAAUGCUGGCUUGCGUCCUAAAUUUCUUAAUCACCAAGUCCUACCAAGGAAUUAAAGAUGCUUUCGGCCAUUUCUCUGUCUUCUGGUGCUUUGCCUGCGUGGGAUAUUUGGGAAUGUUCUUCAUAUACUUCUGUGUGCCAGAAACUAAAGGAAAGACGUUGGAGGAGGUACACGAUAACUUAAAAGAAGAUGGAACUAUAGAAGCGGAGCCACUGAACAAAAAAUUGAAUGUGGAAGAGCGGUAG